AUGACUGACAUGUCAAUGGAGGCGCAGGACGCGGGCCAAGCUACCGUCUUCCCGCACUCAUUGAAGCUGGAGAAAGGUACCAAGAGGGUGCAAUUUGUCAGGAACUUGAUUAGGGAGGUUGCUGGAUUCGCUCCCUAUGAGAAACGUAUCACUGAGCUUCUUAAGGUUGGAAAGGACAAGCGUGCACUCAAGGUCGCCAAGAGAAAGCUUGGUACUCACAAGAGAGCAAAGAAGAAGAGAGAGGAGAUGUCAAGUGUCCUUAGGAAGAUGAGGUCUGCUGGUGGUGGUGGUGCUGGUGACAAGAAGAAAUAGAGAUGGG
Messenger RNA from Triticum dicoccoides, 319 nucleotides. RefSeq names its product 60S ribosomal protein L36-2-like. The transcript is spliced from 3 exons. Gene Ontology annotation, molecular function: structural constituent of ribosome. The coding region runs from base 1 to 312 and encodes 103 amino acids. Gene Ontology annotation, cellular component: ribosome. Lineage: Eukaryota; Viridiplantae; Streptophyta; Magnoliopsida; Poales; Poaceae. The record is from RefSeq and is a predicted model, not a curated record. Gene Ontology annotation, biological process: translation.